AUGACAGGUACACUUAACAAAACCAUGAUUCUCGGCUAUCUCGGUGGUGAUCCCGAAAUUCGGAUGACGGAGAGCGGCCGCGAAAUAGCGCGACUUACGGUUGCCACCAACGAGCACUAUACCGAUGCUCAGGGCCAGAGGCAGAAAAACACCGAAUGGCAUCGUCUGGUCGUGUUUGCUGACGGCCUGAUAUCCAAGGUGAUCAAGCCUUAUCUCAAGAAGGGAAGCAAACUUCUGGUAGAAGGUCGCAACGCUACCCGCAAAUACACCGACAAGAACGGUGUGGAGCGCUAUAGCACGGACGUCAUCGUCCGCGGCAUCACCCUGCUAGAUCGUCAGGCAGGCAGCCAGAAUUAA
Molecule: messenger RNA, 357 nt
Organism: Exaiptasia diaphana
Lineage: Eukaryota; Metazoa; Cnidaria; Anthozoa; Actiniaria; Aiptasiidae
Product: single-stranded DNA-binding protein-like
Exons: 1
Coding region: 1-357 (118 amino acids)
Biological process (GO): DNA replication; positive regulation of helicase activity
Cellular component (GO): nucleoid
Molecular function (GO): single-stranded DNA binding
Source: RefSeq, a predicted model, not a curated record